CCCUCCCAUACGCCCCACGAGUAACGACGAGAACACCGAGCUGGCCCAGAGGGCGCCCUUUCCCGAUAUCGGAACCUGGUCGCUGGUCUUAAAAUCCUAGGUGUCGUCGGACUUUUCUUGGUGAUCUGUACUCUUCCAUCUUUCCCAUCUUUCCUCCGUUCCCUUGUUCCCUCCUUCCCUCCGCCCUCGCUGCUCGGACAGACACAGUCCCAACCUUCGCUUCGCCCAUACACACAUUGAGCUCUCCUUCAACAGGAGCACGUACCGAAGCAAGAUCCCCCCCUCCCGCCCAAACCUCACCUAUUACAUCUUGCCAUCUUGCCAUCUUCGAAUCGUGCUCCACCACGGCCCUCGAGGAUAGUUGUAGCGCUCGCCAUGGCGACCCCAGGAGAGCAAGACGGUGCUGCAUUACGAGCACGGACCACGUCGGAAGCAAUGACGGCAGCGGCUGAACCGCCAGACUCUCCCCCACAACAGGAUGAUCCCUCAAAACCGCGAAAGACAUUUGGUCGCAUCGCACACAAUGGCCGUUUGUUCGUGGUCCCACAGACCCAUGAUAUGGUCUCGACUCUCCUGUCGCCCUCAACGCCGAAGAAAUCCAUAGAUCUGUUCAUCCUUGGUGUAUUGGCCGUACACAUCGGCCUCUACUUCACCCUGCCGACCGCGCUCCGGACGCCCGUGCUACUCGUCCUGUUUUUGUUCUGGCGAGCUUCCUACAACGUCGGAUUGGGAUAUCUCCUGCAGGCACAGUCGAAAUAUGGUCAGUUGGUGUAUUGGGCCGAGAAGUACGCAAUCUUUGAUCCCAAGUCGCCCUUUUACUCGCACAUCCGCGAGGACAUCGAGUCGAAGGUCCGGAACGAGGUGAUGAGUGGCGAUUACAAGUUCGAUGAUGCGCCCAUUGAAUACAAUACCUGGCUCGUGUUCCGGAGGCUUGUAGACUUGAUCUUGAUGUGUGACUUCGUGAGCUAUGUGUUGAUGGCCAUGUCCUGCGCCACCCAGCCGGCCAAUGAGGAAUGGUACUUCACCGUCGGAAGAUGGGCUGGCGGCGCUGUCCUCUUCCUGUUCAACCUCUGGGUUAAGCUUGAUGCGCACCGCGUUGUCAAGGAUUAUGCUUGGUACUGGGGUGACUUCUUUUACCUCAUCGACCAGAACCUUACCUUUGAUGGUGUUUAUGAGAUCGCCCCUCACCCGAUGUACUCGGUGGGAUACGCUGGAUACUACGGCAUUUCCCUCUUUGCUGCUUCUUACACCGUUCUCUUUGUGUCACUCGCCGCUCAUGCCGCUCAGUUCGCAUUCUUGACGUUCGUGGAGAAUCCCCACAUCGAAAAGACCUACAACCCACCGGCGCCGCGCAGAAAGUCCCAGUUGCAGGAGGUCCCUCAGUUGGACGACGAUGUCGCUUCGUUGUCUGGGUCGGUCUUCACCGACAUCGGCCAUGCUUCCUCCGAGCGCCCGCUCGUCCAGUCUUUGGAUCCUUGGAACAGCGUCCAUUUCUCCAGCAUGCUUCUCGUAUUCUACCUUGGUGUGUUCGCGCUUGCGACGCCUAGUACUCCCAUCUACCAGGCUUUGUUUAUCAUCCACGCCUUGCUCUGGAGACUCUGGCACACCAUCGGAAUCGGAGCUGUACUCGUUGGCCAGAGCAAGAACAAGAGCUAUGUUCGCCACUUCUUGAAGUUCGGUGAGACCCGCGAGGACGCUUGGAGACAGUGGAAGGGUGUGUACUUCGUUUCCCUUUCGAUGACGCACGCUUCGUUCAUUGCCGCUGCCUGGAAGAUGUACCAGCUCCCAUCGUCCGACGAGCGUAUGGCACUCUUCAGACACACCGUCGGAAUAAUGCUGGUCGCACUUCAGGUGUGGACCGCGUUCUCGAUUCACGAAUCGCUCGGCGAGUUUGGCUGGUUCUACGGCGACUUCUUCUUCGACCUUCCCAGCCCUCACCUGACGUACUCUGGAAUUUACAGAUACCUCAACAACCCCGAGCGUCUCAUCGGUUGUGCCGGCAUUUGGGGUAUCGUUCUGAUCGCCUCGUCUUCUCCCAUCUUCUUGAUCGGACUGUUCUCGCAUGUCUGCGCGCUUCUGUUCCUUAACCUGGUUGAAGGGCCACACAUGCGGAAGCUGUACGGAAGCCAGAUCCGCAACGAAGCCGGGGUUGCCAAGACCAUCCGCAAGGCCAUGCCCCCUCCCGUUGCCGACCAAGUCCGCAUGUUCCAGGGCAGCGUCGACAAAAUCGUUGCCGAGGCUGCCGAUUUCGUUGAGGAGUUGCUCGAGAGAUCCAGACCCCGUUUCCCCAAGGCUGUCAUGGGCGUCAUGAAGAACACUCAGGCAAGAUUCGCUCCCGCAAGGCUCGCUAUCGAGUUGUUGUCCGAUAGGGAUAGCUCCUCCAUCACCCACGAUACCGAAAAGUACUCGCUCAAGAUUGACAAUGCUACGCCUCAGGAGGGCACCGAGACCUUGGCUGUAGCAUACGGCGAGUCGAUUCAUGUUACUUGGACUGCCCCCAUCGACCACUCGAGCAAGGACUGGGUUGCACUGUAUAAGAUUGGUGAGAAUAGUGCUCGCGAGGUUUCCCGCAUCGCUUCCAUGGGCCGUUGGAUUGCUGUCUGCAAAGACCAAUACGACACCAAAUCCGCCGACCAAGGAAUUAUCUCUUCCGACCAGAAGAACGACAACAACCCGGACACCGUUAUCGGCAAGAUGGAGUUCCGCGGCGAGAAGAGUUUCUGGAAGAACGGUGUCUUCGAAUUCCGGUACCACCACGAUGGAAAGCACUCGGUCAUGGCCAUCAGCCAACCGUUCGAGAUCUGCGUGGAGAAGGUUGAGCUCGACGAUGAUGAAAUCCGUGACGGAUCUGCCCGGGAAUCUGUAGAGAGACAUCUGCUGCCCAUCGUCAAGAGAUGCUUCGAUGACCAGGACCUCGCCCCCAUCGAUGUCGAUGAGGUCUUCGGAGGUGUCGCCGAUGACACCUGCAGUCGCAGGAUCGUCUAUGCAAUUAGAGAAAUGUUCGGCGUCGACCUCGCCCCUAGCGUCGUAAAAGCCGACGGCAACGUCCGAAGGCUCAGCUGGAGAAUAUGCAACGCCCGCAAGGUCUUGGCUCCGUUUAGCAUGCACCACGGCGCAAGCUCGGAAAAUAACUCGCCGCCGUCUACUCCCAAGCGUUAGUUGAGUAAGUAGAAACUACUUACUUGUGUGUUAUGAUGACUUUGUUGAUGAUGGGCUUUUGGCGAUUUCUUCUCUUCUCUCUUUUCUUUCUAUAUCUGGUGGGCGUGUGUGUAUUUUAAGUGCAUUGGUAACGAGGGUGUUGUUUGAUUCUUCUCUUUUGGAUGGUGGAAAAAUGGAAAUAUGGUUGGAUCUAUAUGUGGAAUCUUAAUUGAUCUGUAUACUCACUGUCGGUC
Tricharina praecox is the source of this 3392-nucleotide messenger RNA. RefSeq names its product phospholipid methyltransferase-domain-containing protein. The record is from RefSeq and is a predicted model, not a curated record. The transcript is spliced from 6 exons. Gene Ontology annotation, molecular function: phosphatidylethanolamine N-methyltransferase activity. Gene Ontology annotation, biological process: phosphatidylcholine biosynthetic process. NCBI's taxonomy places the organism in Eukaryota, Fungi, Ascomycota, Pezizomycetes, Pezizales, Pyronemataceae. The coding region runs from base 376 to 3159 and encodes 927 amino acids.